Dovyalis caffra is the source of this 1395-nucleotide messenger RNA. NCBI's taxonomy places the organism in Eukaryota, Viridiplantae, Streptophyta, Magnoliopsida, Malpighiales, Salicaceae. The record is from the annotation of a GenBank genome assembly.
AUGGCAUCUCCAUCUGAACUCAGCCUCGAUUGCAAGCCCCACAGCUAUUCUAUGCUGUUGAAAUCUUUUGGAGACCAGAAUGACCAGACCCAAAGGCUCGAAGAGUUUCUUUCUCGCCUUGAGGAAGAAAGGCUAAAGAUUGAUGCUUUCAAACGCGAGCUACCCCUUUGCAUGCAACUUCUAACCAACGCUGUGGAGACUUCAAGGCAGCAACUACAAGCAUCUAGAGCAAAUCCAGUAACCAUACCAGUUCUUGAAGAAUUCAUUCCUCUCAAAACCUCAACAUCUGAAAUCCCAGAGAAUACCACAAACAUCUCGGAUAAGGCAAACUGGAUGACAACAGCCCAACUUUGGAGCCAAGACAGCAAUGAAAUCAAACCUCAGACCUCAUUGACAUCUCCAAAACAAACCGAUAUGGGAUUCAGUUUUAGUUCCAAGCUGGCCUUAGACGCCAAACAAAGAAAUGGAGGAGCUUUCCUUCCAUUCUCGAAAGAAAGAAACUUGUGUCCAAGCCCAACCCUAGCUCUUGCUUCUACUGAUAAACACUUGGAAUUGGAUCAUAAAAAAUGUUUAGAGACUGAGAAUGGAUUUUCUUGUCCAAAGAGAGAAAGUUCUGGCAAUAAGAUUGGCAAUGGUGGGGUUGUGAUCGAGCAAGGAAAAGGAGACUGUAAUAAUUCAUCAUCUGAGGGCCAAGCAACAAACACUGCACAUGCUGCUUCUGCUUCUACUAAUACUUCUACAACUCAGACGCAUAGAAAAGCUAGGAGAUGUUGGUCACCUGACUUACACCGCAGAUUUGUCAGUGCUCUGCAUAUGCUUGGUGGUUCUCAAGUGGCCACCCCAAAACAAAUCAGGGAACUCAUGAAGGUUGACGGUUUGACCAAUGAUGAAGUUAAAAGCCAUCUACAGAAAUAUAGGCUUCAUACAAGGCGCCCCAGUCCAAGCCCACAAGCAGCAGGAGCCCCAGCACCACAACUUGUGGUCCUAGGUGGCAUAUGGGUCCCACCUGAGUACGCCACAGCAGCUCAUGGUGGGGGCCCGACCCUCUAUGGCACCCACCCAGCUUCCCAUGCUCCGCCACCUCACUUCUGUGCGGCACCACCUGUGUCUCAAGAAUUCUACACUGCAGCUUCGGCACCUCCACCACCACUUCACCACCACACCCUCCACCACCAACUCCACUUGUACAAGCCUGCUUCACAGGCCCAUAGCUCCCCGGAUUCGGAUGUCAGGGGCACUAGGGACAGGUCUGAGAGCAUUGAAGAUGGCAAGUCAGAGAGCAGUAGCUGGAAGGGGGAGAGCGGCGAGAAUGAUGGUGAAGAAAGAAAAGGGCUGGCUGCUCUGAGAGAAGAUGGUGAAGAGAGUAAUGGAAGUGAGAUCACUCUCAAGUUUUAG